This is a messenger RNA of Perca fluviatilis (European perch), 1560 nucleotides long. It is a transcript of the gene tmem138, whose product is annotated as transmembrane protein 138. The transcript is spliced from 5 exons. Gene Ontology annotation, cellular component: cilium. Lineage: Eukaryota; Metazoa; Chordata; Actinopteri; Perciformes; Percidae. The record is from RefSeq and is a predicted model, not a curated record. The coding region runs from base 567 to 1055 and encodes 162 amino acids.
CGUUACCAUGGAAUUUACGGAAAUACAUGCUGAAAAGCAGCAGUGGAGGCUCCAAACGGUUCCAAGUGGGUAGCAUUGUUUGCCGAUAAAAGUAGAAUAUGAGCAAUUUAGGAGUUCUUCUUGGCUCCGGGUGACGUAUUUUUAUUCGUUACACGUUUUUUUGCAGGAAAUGCAGCAGACGAGCAGACUUUCCACAUCAAAGAUGUCCACAUGCAGAAUAUGAAAAUAUCUUAAUCUGAUAUUUUGAACUGCCUGCAAUCUUCAGCAAGAUACUUUUCUCCCAAAGGACAACGUGAACAGAAGGACACACUGCAGUGAAGACAACCUAAAACAAUAGAACAUUUAAAGGAAAUGGACAAUUUAUGAAGUCAGUACUGUCUGCCUGCUUCUAGACCUGUGCAGUGUUGUUGUACUCCACUAUGUACAGUAGGGGGUGAAUCUAGACUAAAUAGACUUGUGUCACCACCAUCAAGUACCUGCAUAUUGCAAGCGUAAAGAAAAACAGCCAGAAGCAAGGAGGCAAAUAGACUGUGAAGCUUUGUGGUUUGCAGAAUCCAUCCCUGAAGAUGCUCCAGACUAGUAACUACUCCCUGGUGCUGCUGAUCCAGCUGACACUGUUGGCCUAUGACCUCUUCGUCAACUCUUUCAGUGAACUCCUGAGGGGAGCGCCUGUCAUCCAACUAGUGCUUUUCAUCAUCCAGGACAUUGCCAUCUUGUUCAACGUGAUCAUCAUUCUGCUGAUGAUGUUCAACACCUACGUGUUCCAGGUUGGCCUGCUGUCCCUGCUGCUGGAGAGGUUCAGGGCUCUGCUGAUAUUGUCUGGUCUUUACCUGACGCUCAGCAUCUGCUUCCACUGCUGGGUGUUGAACCUUAGAUGGCUUAAAUCCAACCAUUUAGUUUGGACUGAUGGUCUUCAAGCUCUUUUUGUUUUCCAGAGAACAGCGGCAGUGUUGUAUUACUACUUAUACAAACGAACAGCAGAGUAUAUGGGAGACCCAAGGCUGUAUGAGGACUCUCUGUGGUUGCGGGAUGCCUUUGCCAGUGCUCGUCAGUGAAGAAGAGACAGUUUUAAGAAAGACCUUAAAAGGCUCUGCAAAGAAAGCCCCUUCUGACUUAACACCGGACAUCAUCGUCAGCAACUCUGAAUUUUGGACUAUUUUUCCAUUUAAAAAAAGAAGCUCUGGAUUAAGCCAAGUCUCAAACCAGUUUGUGUUUACUGACUCUUUGUAGCCAAGCGGGCAGACGGUUGUAUUGGAUUACAGUGGCAGGUAAGCCAACCAUAGCAGUAUUGUAUUAAUUAGGAAGAUUGUGUCUGUUAAUCUACGUGGCCUUUGUAAAUCAAUUUGAGUUGCAGAUAGAAUGCAACACAUUGGAAAAGUUCUGUUAUUGCCCUGCAAAGGAGGAAACCUGUUGGUUUGUGUUGUCUUAUGUAAUGUUAGUGCUGUUUACAUGGUUAGUGUCAUUUUAAUAAGCCAAUGUUCAUGUGAAUCCUGUUUUCUUUGAGUGGGGGAUCUUUUUGAAUCGUGUUCCUGCUGUUUUUAUUAAACAAUCCUUCUCUAA